CCACGGCGCUACGGCAGCACGCAUCAUCGGUGGACCUUACAGAUUCAAUGAGUCACUUUAUCGGUGUGUGAUUUUCGAGUGCGUAUCUCUGUGACCGACGACCUGUUGAUGACACUUCAUGCGUGCAUGCCGUCGCUGACCACUGUGUGCUCAGUUGACACGCUUCAACUGCACCCCAAUAUCGCACCUCAAUUCAUACAAACAGUUUCCACAAACAACAAACACAACCCUAGCUAAAAACUACCUACAACUAGAAUAUCCCCAAGUAAUCUCAAUCUCACAUCUUACCAACGACACAACUAGUGAUUAAUAUUCUGAUACCCAACAAACCUACCCCAUAUUUCCACUCAAUUCUUCAGUGAUAUCAAGUUCAAUUAAAUCCCAACAUCAAGCUCAAUUUUCACAAUUUUCAACCAACUCCCUUUGAUCCUCUAUAGUACUCUAUAGUACACCAUGUUGUACUAAAUCUCAUUCAACUAUGCAGUGUUCUUCUCUCCUACCGUAUUAUCACCUCUCAUAGACAGUUUUUAGGAAAAUAACGUGUAUAAACUUUGUUUCAGUUGUGUGUCGUGUAAUUUGAUUUGAUUUUGGUAAAAAUUUGUGUUAUGUUGUGAAUCGUCGAACAAUGUUAUUUCGGUGACAAUCGUUGUUAAUUCUAAGACUGAACGGAUAUUUUGUUGUGAUUGUUGGCGAGUUUCUAAGUGCAGCGGUAGAGUGCCGCGCUCUUGUGCAAGAGGUGGCGUGAGUGGCUAUGAUCAGCAUGGAGUUGACGCCGAUGCAUCAGCACGGCACUCUGGCAAUGCCCCCCCACCACAUCCAACAAAUACAAAUUCCACAGCAUCAGCAGGCGCUCAUGCAUCACGCUCUGCUACAGGACGAACCCAAGAAGAAGCAGGAUGGAGGACAUGGAAUCAGUCAAGAAGGGAGGAGUGGAGUCCAAAUUCAAGCGACCUACUAUGAUACAAUUAUGGACGAUUCUCAAUCACUUCAAGAUGAUGGCCAUGGCGGUGUGAACCAGCUGGGCGGAGUGUUUGUGAAUGGCCGACCUCUGCCCGAUGUGGUCCGUCAACGGAUCGUCGAGUUGGCGCACAACGGAGUCAGACCGUGCGACAUCUCGCGCCAGCUCAGGGUAUCACAUGGCUGCGUCUCCAAAAUACUAUCAAGGUAUUAUGAGACAGGGAGCUUCAAAGCCGGAGUGAUAGGUGGAAGUAAACCGAAAGUAGCGACUGCUCCUGUAGUGGAAGCGAUAGCCAACUACAAACGAGAGAACCCCACCAUGUUCGCCUGGGAAAUCAGAGACAGGCUACUUGCCGAAGGCAUCUGCUCGCAAGACAACGUACCUUCUGUUUCGUCCAUCAAUAGGAUCGUCCGCAACAAAGCGGCAGAGAAGGCGAAACACGUGCACCAUCAGCACCAACAGCAGCAGUCGUCGGGAGGCGGUGGAAGCGGAGGCGGCGGAGGCAGCUCGAGUGGCGGAGGUGGCAAUCCGCCGGCUGCUGCCCCUCCGGCCGUGUCGGUGAUCACACAGGCACCGCCUUCGUCGCAGCAUGACCGCUACUCCAUCAACGGCAUCCUCGGCAUCCCCCACCAUCACCACCCCACCGCCGACCCGAACGGAAACAGCAUCAAGCGCAAGAGGGACCUCGACCUACACCACCAUUCCGAUGAGAACCGAGACUUGAAUGGCCACCCUGAAGAUGACAUCAAGAGACAAAGAACGCAGUACAACGGUGACCAACUCUACCAGAAUCUAUGGUCGGGCAAAUGGACGAUAAAGGACGAGCACAAGCUACUGUCGGAGCUGGGAGGCGGAGGUGGUGGGGCAGGGGGUGGUGGUGGCGGGGGCGGUGGAGCCGGGGGCGGCAGUAACGGUGCGUCACCCUACUACGAUGCGGCCGCCUUCAGCUCGGCCGUCGCUCCGACCACCACCGCAGACAUAUACGACAGCAUCAGCACCAUGACGCAAGCUCACGCUCAGGCUCACCUCUACAACAACACACCACUAGUGAGUGGAGUGACUACGCUGGCGCCUAUCAGUAUGCAAGAAAUGCACAAAAUGGGUCCAACCACAGUCCUCGAUCCAUCAGCAAUGUCUCCGGUCCCUUACCAUACAACAGAGAGCGGCUCUUACACGACUGCUGGAGGCAGUGAGGGCGGGGGCGGUGGCGGAGGGGGUGGCUCGGGGUCCCCCAGCCUCCCUAUGAGCCUCCCCGCCGACCCCACCCCGGCCCCUAGUCCCCCUCCCGACCCCUCCUCAUUAACCGUUCUUCAGCCGCCCUUCCAGCCUGCCUUCUAUGCUACAGGUGCCGGAGCAGUGUCGGAAUACGCUUACAGCUCACCGUACUCGCAAUACACGACGGCCUCGGCGUACGGCGGAUACAACUACGCCUCAGGCGCUAGCGGGUUGCUCAGUAAGUAAAUAAUUCAUGUUACUACUACAGCAACGGAAGUCCGAACAACGUAGCACCGACGUCGGAGCAUCAGAGCAUCGGGCCAGUUUUUUCGCGCGAUAUCGGCGUCUCGGAAACCAGCGUCGAAGCGCGCUCUCCGUUAGCUGCCACACGCGCCAACUCAGGCGCGAGCGCCGCAUCACCAAUAGGCACAGCGUCCUGCAUGAAAACAGAGCCGCCGAUACUUGGAUUAUGAAAAUUAGCCCACUACAACAAGUGAUCAAAUAUGUGUUGUUGAAUCCCAUACAUACAGAACGGUCUUUACUUUGUUCAAAACUCACCUAUAUUCAACAAAAAACUUGGAACUUUAUUCAAUUAUCUGGAGUACCUAGUUCAGGGAAGUUAAAGGCUAAAUGUUUUUGAGAAACUUAUAUAUUUCAAGGCUGAAGGCUUACUCACUUGAGAAAGGUUAAUGGCUAGCUACUGUUAAAAAACUGAAAAAAUAGCCUACAAGGCUACUUAUUGCUGAGAAGUUUUCCAUUAUAAUUUUGAAAUUGUGGUUGAGUGGGGAAAACAGCUAACAACUUUGAUAAAAAAAAUGAUUGUAACUGAAUCAAACCAUCACAAGCAAUGUCCAUCUCAUUGGUAUUUUAUUGUCAGAACAGUAGGUACAGUGAAAAUGUGAUAAUAAAUUGUGCGAAAAAUGUUAUACUUCUGCUAUAACUUACUCAUCAAGAAUCGAGAACCAGUACGUUACGCUUGAGAAGGUCUAUCUAUGUAUCACCAUCACAACACUAUUCAUGUUUGCUAAAAGUGAACGAGCAAGGAAUGGUUUAAUUAGCAUGAGAGGCUUACUGGUGACAUAUUUUCCUCUCUACGAACACUUAUAUUAAUAAGAGGCUAUCGGGACUCAGUUACUGGAAUAAUUAUAUUAUUCCACAUUCUAAUCCUUAGCCUAUACAACCUUUCAUUCCAAACAGUGUACACGUAUUUGAUCCAACCAUCUUCUUCAUGAAGGCCUCAACAUAACUGAUUUGACUAACUAUAGGCUGAUGCAUUAGCAUAUAAGUAUAAUUUGUUUUGAUACCAGAUUUUUGUUGCUGGAUUCUAUUCAUGGUAUAUUCACCAUUCAUGGUGAUAUUUGCUUAAGCAAACCAAUAAUCUAUAGCAAAAUCUGAUUAUGGACAAAAGAAAAAUCAAAUCGUAUAGAAUAAAAAAACAUAAUUCCUAUUCCUUCCUGGGCUACUGCUCAUCAGCUAUCAGAAGACAAUUUCUCUAUUAAUUCAUAUAAAGCAGUAAAGACCUAACUCAAGGGCUUGGUAAUUGAAUGUUUAACCACUUUAUUUGAGUUGUAAAAUUCUAAUAAAAAUUUUAAAUAUUUCAUCCAUACCGUGACAUUUGAAACAAAACUCGAUACAGUAGAGUUUGAAAUAAAUUAGAUUUAAGUCAAGUCAUUCUUAGUUGAGUACAAAAAACUCUUAAUAAAUUAUUGAUUCCGUAUCCUUUGUUAGAGGCAUGAUAAUGAUUGAUCGAUGGAUUAUAAAUUCACUCAACUAUAUUUUCUCCAAUAUGAUAAAAUAUGUUAGUCAAAAUGUAAUAACUCAACACUCUCCAAUAAUUUACUGCAUUAUGAGCCUUAGAUUUUCAAUUAUUGAUAAUGAUUGAUAUAAUACCAAUAUUCUCAAUUAUUCUUAGUUUGAAAGAACAUAGAGUAAUUUCAUUCCACAUCCAUAUUGACUGCGUUGUCGUUUCAAAAAAGUGAGAAUUUUGAAUUUUAAGAGGUGAACAUAUCAAAUUUCACAACUCAAAAGCUUUGCUUUUUGGAAGAAUUGUUAUAAAAUAAUUAUUGUAUUCAAUAUGGAUUUAUUAUAACACUUCAAAUAAAGAUACGUCAAUAAGUCUUGAAGAAAGACUUAGAACUAGCCAGUUCUCUCCAGAACGUGCAUGGCAGAUCUCCUUUUAUUUCUGAAUGAUAUUAUAAUACAGCAAAUUUCAAACCAAAGAAGAAAAAUGUACAGAGUACUAGUGAUAAAUUCUCAUUUCAAUAUGAAUUUAUAAUAAUUAUAUUGAAGAAUGUCUAAAGGUGAUAAUGAUAAUGUAAUUGAUAUUGUUGUAACUUGGUGAUAUUGUCAAAAACCAGGAACCAUCUGAAAAAUUAUCUGGAUAAAAUAUAUCUGUCCAAUCUUUUGAAAUUUGAAAAAUUCUGGAGGAUGGAGAUUUCAUCCAAUGAGAAAUAUUCUGGUUCCUUCUUAUGCGAUUUAAUGAAUUCAAUUUCGUUCAUGAAACGUAGAAGAAUACAGUUUUCUCAGUGGAAAUAAUGAGCUUCAAUCUGUCAAGAUCUCAUGGAUUUGGCAGUUUCAAACAGCACUUCCAACUGCACCUACCAAGUUAACAUUUCAAUAUUGAUGAGUAAACAUGUGAAUGAUCGACUGCUUUGUAAAUAUUAAUAAUAAUUUGUAAAAUAAGUGUUGGAAUAGCCAAGUUUAUUGGUAUUGAUGUAAUAAUUUGAGAAAAUGCUCUCUUAUUGAUAAGAUAUCAUUAUAAGAUUAAUAACAUGACAAAUGUGAUUUGAUCUGAGAAGAUCACUAGAUUAAUGAAGUAUGCAAAAUUUAUUGUAUAUAAGUUAGUUGAUAACUUGAUAUUGAAACUAUGUUUGAACCCAUUUGAGAACAAACAAAUCAUUCACUUAUGGGAAAUCAAUAAUUUUUAAUCAUAGGAGUAAAAAUUUUGUAUUUAUUUUAUUUAUUCUGAUAGAGCUACCAAAGAACAUUUGUUGAUAUAUACUAGAAACCUAAUUUCAAUUGUUGAGAUGUAUGAUUGUUUCUUUGAUGAUAUUUUUCAUCCAUCUAAGUUGAACCAUAGUGUCAAAACCACAUCUUGCACACCAUUUUACACUUUGUUUUUCUAUAAUAGGAAAUUAAAAAUGGAAAUCAAGCAAUUUGUACAGUGUUAAUUGUUAAGCAUAAAUUCACGGCACUUCAUGCACAUAUUUUUAAAUUUAGUUAAGUUGUAAAGUUGUACUGUUCAAUACAGCAGUUAUUUUUUAUUGCAACUCAAUUUUUUAAGACUGGUCUCUUUUGUAUCUAAAAAACUGAAUCGAAAUUUAUGAAUUGAUUGGAAUGAUGUAGGACUUCAGAACAGUUCAAAGUAUAGUAUUACAAUCACAGACGAUUGUUAUUCUCAGACAAUGAUAAUUAUUCCAGAAUGAUAGAUAUCUCUCAGAGAAUGUACGGUACGUUAAAAAGCCUAACGUCAAAAUCUUUUAUGAGUUUUCUAUUUCUUCCAAAUAUUUCAGCAAACUUUCAAUGCUCAACGCUUUUUGGACCUUCUCUCAUCUAUGAAUAAAUUUUUCAAAGUUCAGAUCAGCAAAUUCCAUACAAAUAAGUACAAUCAAAAUUUUCGUAUUGGAUUAUAUAGAUAUGCAACUGAACAUAAAUCUUGAAAAUACAAUUUAUAACGUGCAAUGUAGAAAUAUGCAAGAGAUUCCUAGAUCUUGUGAAACUCAAUAAUAAAAAUACAGUUUUAUUCUUCCUAGUCCUUAAACAGUUACAGCGGAAAUCCAGUCUGACAAAAGCUUUUCACAGAAGACUUCUCAAGUUACUGGUUUCAAUAGAAAUAGGUGAUCAAAUUAUUCAAACUGUUUGUGUCAAUAUAAGUUAGUUGUUCACUAUCGACCAUCCAACAAACCUUGUUCUUCUUUUGAAGUUGAAUAAAGAAAAUUACCAAAGAUAUAAAUAAAUAUUUAGAUUAUCGAAUAAUGAUUUUGACUUUUGUGAUCUAGACGUUUUAUAAUACCGAAAAUGUACAUUGUAGGGAAUCAGAAAGAAAAUGAGUACUAUAUACUAUUAAUACUGAGAAGAGUAUGUAAUAUUGUAUUGAUUUAAAUGUAGACAACUAAAAGAAUAUUGAAAUAAAAACGAUUCUUUGUUUUGAA
This is a messenger RNA of Nilaparvata lugens (brown planthopper), 6324 nucleotides long. RefSeq names its product paired box protein Pax-5. The coding region runs from base 752 to 2419 and encodes 555 amino acids. The transcript has 13 exons. The record is from RefSeq and is a predicted model, not a curated record. Gene Ontology annotation, biological process: anatomical structure development; regulation of transcription by RNA polymerase II. NCBI's taxonomy places the organism in Eukaryota, Metazoa, Arthropoda, Insecta, Hemiptera, Delphacidae. Gene Ontology annotation, molecular function: RNA polymerase II cis-regulatory region sequence-specific DNA binding; DNA-binding transcription factor activity, RNA polymerase II-specific.